This is a messenger RNA of Pangasianodon hypophthalmus (striped catfish), 432 nucleotides long. RefSeq names its product cytochrome c oxidase subunit 8B, mitochondrial. NCBI's taxonomy places the organism in Eukaryota, Metazoa, Chordata, Actinopteri, Siluriformes, Pangasiidae. Bases 134 to 340 code for a protein of 68 amino acids. Gene Ontology annotation, cellular component: mitochondrion. The record is from RefSeq and is a predicted model, not a curated record. Gene Ontology annotation, biological process: mitochondrial electron transport, cytochrome c to oxygen. The transcript has 2 exons.
AAUAAAUAGCACUUGGCAGGUGAACAGCAGAGUCACAGGAUCAGAGUCCAACUGUGUUGAGCUGAACAACGCAGCAGCAGCAGCAGCAGCAGCAGCAACACGUUCUCCACCGCUCGGAUCAGCAGAGGGAAUCAUGCUGGCUUUGAGUCGCUCCUCAGGUUUAUUCAGAGCUGCUCUGAGGCAGCACUUAACACCAAGAGCAAACAUAUCAGCCAAACCAGCUAAACAUGUCGUGAGCACAGGGGAGCAGGUGAUUGCCUUGACGGCCAUGUUCCUGACCAUCCUCGUCCCCUCAGGGUGGGUCCUCGCCCAUCUGGAGGACUACAAGAAGCGGCCAUGAUCACCUGAACACCGUCACGCCGCUCCUCUGCAUUCCUCCUCACAAAAACCUGUCAUAUUUCUCAUUAAUAAACCAACAUACAAACUAACAAA